CCAAUUACCGUACACACAGAAAUAAAUGAAAUUUAAACAUAUCUAUCCAAGCCAACCGAAGCAAACACGUUGCGAUAUCUAUUGUGGUCGCGCACCGCGCUUAUUAGCUAUUCCACGACGGCACGAUCAUUCGUUGAUGCCUAUUUCGAGAGCUUUUGCCAAUAAAUCUAUUCAUACCGCAAUCUAUCGCCAACCAGCACCGACCGUUGAUAAACAGCGAGACGUACAAUCUGCAUAAAAUCAGCGAUCGACACCCAGCACAGUGCUGGAUAUACACUUCCACAACAAUUGACAGUUUCGAAAGCUCAUAUAUGAUAGCUCAUGAGUUAGUUCUAGCUCAGUACGAACGACGCCCGCCGCGGAAAAAUGUUUCGCUUUGCAUUUCUGCUGUUUCACGCUACUGUCAGUAUCGAUAUGGCAGUCUGUAUCAGUGCAACAUGCAACAGGGCAAUGAAACUUUAUGGAGUUGUGCCGAAAACCGAAGGCCAAAUGCAUUAUUUGAGAUUGCUAAGUGCAUACAAUGAGUCGUUGGAUUUCUGGCUACUGACGACUGUUACCAAUGAGGAAGCACACGUGUUAGUUCCUGCUGAAGCUGAAAAUAAAUUUCAAAGAGAUUUACUAAACAAUCAUUUGGAGUUCUUUGUGAAGAAUCCGAACAUCAGUGGAUGUACAGAAAGCAGUAGAUUAGAACGCAAAGCGCAGUAUAGAUCGAACGAAUCGCUUGACUUUACCAGAAGAUAUCUGAGCUACAGUGAUAUCAACAAGUACAUCGACUAUUUAGGGAGGAAAUACGCAGAUAUGGUUACCAUAACGAACGUGGGUAAGUCGUAUGAAGGAAGGACGCUCAAAACUGUCACCAUUGCCAAAGGUCAACAAUCCCGCCAAGCAAUACUCAUUGACGCCGGCAUCCAUGCUAGAGAAUGGAUAGCACCGGCUACUGCCCUUUACGUAAUUAAUCGACUAGUGCAGCACGCAAAUGAGAAUCGUGACUUGCUGAACAAUCUCACGUGGAUUAUUUUGCCACUUGUGAAUCCGGACGGCUACGAAUACUCUUUUAAAACAAAUAAGUUUUGGCGCAAAACGAGGCAGCCUUAUAGACGCUGCAAAGGAACGGAUGGUAAUCGAAACUUCAAUUUCCACUGGGGAGAGAAAGGUGCUUCUAAGUACGAGUGUGUCAACACAUUUUCCGGCCCACGACCAUUUUCGGAACCUGAAACUCAAGCCGUACGUGAUUUACUGGUAGGCAAGAACGAUACCGUUAAGUUUUACCUUUCGUUGCACUCCUACGGUCGAAUGUUGCUCUAUCCGUGGGGUUACAAGAAGGAUCUACCCCGGAAAUGGAGAAAUAUGGACGCGGUAGCUCGAGCCGGAGCGUCUGCCAUGCAACGAUCGCACAGAGUGGACUAUAGAAUAGGUGGAGCCGCAAAAGUCCUAUACGAAGCGUCAGGUGCCAGCGAUGAUUACGCACUGGCAGUCGCACGAAUUCCGAUUGCGAUCACAAUGGAACUUCCAGGCGAUGAGAGGGGAUUCCACCCUUCUGAGUCGAAGAUUAGCGCAUUUAUCGAGGAAGCUUUCACGGGGAUACGUGCGAUGGCACUCAAAAUGAUGGAAAUCCAGGUGUAGAGAGCAAUUCCGAAAGCAUCGAUUAGCAGUAUUAGUUCAAGUGGUUGAGUAAAUGCUUUAGUGAUUAGUGACUGAUGUAGGAAGUUACCAUAAACGUGACUGCAUGAACAUACGAUACAGAAGCAUGUAGUAAAGGAAUUUUACAGAUAAUAAAUAUCAAGCUUGAUUUAAAGAAUAAAAACUUUUCAAUUAUACCAUCAUUUGAGAAUUUA
Molecule: messenger RNA, 1835 nt
Organism: Aedes albopictus (Asian tiger mosquito)
Lineage: Eukaryota; Metazoa; Arthropoda; Insecta; Diptera; Culicidae
Product: carboxypeptidase B1
Exons: 2
Coding region: 367-1623 (418 amino acids)
Biological process (GO): proteolysis
Molecular function (GO): metallocarboxypeptidase activity; zinc ion binding
Source: RefSeq, a predicted model, not a curated record